AUGGCAAAACACACAAAAUCAAAAAUAUUUCUUCCAAGAAAAACUAAAACUAUUCCUAACAGCAAACAAACUCAUCAUAAGAAAAUUGACAGCGAUGACCAUGAUGAUAAUGAUGAUGAUGAUGAUGACACAUUUUCAUCUCAUUCUACGCUUUCUAUUGAUCCCAAGCAAUCGUUAAUAAAUAACACCGGUCGUAAUUUAUACAUAUCAGCUAUGAAACAAGCACAUGAAGCCAGACAUCAAGCGAAAAUUCAACAACAGAAUAGAAAAGCCCCAACGAUCAUUGAACGUCAAACAAUGUUAACCAAGACAAAGCCAAUAGCAAUCGAUGAUUUCAAUCGUUUAUUUGAAGAAAAACGUUUACGACCGACAACAAUGAAAAAUGAUUUGAUGGAAAUUUAUCAAAAAGCAACAAGUCGUGUGCGGUCAAUUUUAGAUAAACAAGAAAUCGAUCAAUUUAUUCGAACAACUGAGAACAGAAAAAAUAUCAAAUAG
Rotaria socialis is the source of this 495-nucleotide messenger RNA. NCBI's taxonomy places the organism in Eukaryota, Metazoa, Rotifera, Eurotatoria, Philodinida, Philodinidae. The record is from the annotation of a GenBank genome assembly.